GUAUAGACCAAUUAAUAAGAGAAAAUAAAGAAAAUGAAGAAAGACAGUAUCCACGUUGUAAUGGUGCCAUGGUUAGCAUUUGGUCAUCUACAGCCAUUUUUCCAACUCUCCAUAGCCUUAUCCAAAGAAAAAGUUCAUGUCUCUUUCCUUUCCACUCCCAGAAACAUUAAGAGACUCCCUAAACUUCCUCCUAACUUAGAACCACUAGUAAAUCUAGUUGAAUUUCCACUGCCAUCACUUGAUGAUAAGAGUCUUUUGCCCAAAGAUGCUGAGGCAACUUUGGACAUUCCUGCUGAUAAAGUUCAGUACUUAACAGUAGCUUACGAUCUCCUUCAGCAGCCCAUCAAACACUUCAUUACACGUGAAAAACCGGAUUGGAUCAUUGUGGAUUUUAGCCCUUACUGGAUAGCUGAGAUUGCUCGAGAUCUUGAUAUUCCCAUGCUUCAAUUUAGUAUGUUUACUGCUGCUACCCUACUCUUCUUCGGGCAGCUUGAUCACGAGGGUCAAGAAGAACCAAAGCCGUUGCAUGAACUUCUCCUAUCACCACCACCAUGUGGUGAUUUCAAAUCAACGGUUGCUUAUAAGAAAUACGAAGUGGCGGAACUAUUUGCUGCGAUUGCUGCAGAGAAUGCUUCGGGCAAAUCAUCUAUGGAACGUGAAGCCAUAAUGGGAAAGGCCAGUAGAGCUAUGGCUCUACGUACAUGUGCUGAAUUCGAAAACGAAUACUUGGUCAGUCCUAGAAACUAUAAAAAGCCGCUGAUUCCUAUUGGGUUGCUACUACCGGGAGAAUUACCGGUGGGUGAAAACGAUCUUGCUCUUCCACAAUGGCAGAAGAUGUCCAAAUGGCUAGACGAACAAAAGCCAAGAUCGGUUGUGUUUGUGGGAUUUGGCAGUGAAUGUAGAUUUACCAAGAAUCAAGUAUAUGAAAUAGCAAAUGGGCUACAACUCUCAGAAUUGCCAUUUUUCUGGAUACUACAGAAGCCAAGUUGGGCUUUGAACGACGUUGAUGCUUUGCCAUCAGGUUUUGGCGCCGCAACAGAGGGGAGAGGGUUCGUGCACAUUGGCUGGGCACCACAGAAGGAAAUUCUUGCACAUCCGUCCAUAGGAGGAUCCCUAUUUCAUGCAGGAUGGGGAUCAGCUAUUGAAACUUUAAGGUAUGGUCAUGUUCUUGUGGUGUUGCCUUUUGUUUUUGACCAAGGAUUGAAUGCAAGAUUGCUAGUAGAAAAAGGUGUGGCGAUUGAAGUGAAGAGGAACGAAGAAGAUGGAUCGUUUAGUGGAAAAGACAUAGCAAUGUCAUUAAGAGAAGCGAUGGUUUUAGAGGAAGGGGAAGAGCUUAGAGCUCGAGCAAGAAAAGCUGCUGCUAUUUUUGGAGACCGAAAACUUCAAGACUCCUACGUCAGAAACUUUGUUGAGUACUUGAAAAGUAAUGGUAAUUUAAGAUGAAUGUCUAGUCAUUAAUCAGCAAAUUAGAAAUGAUAUGUCUGCUCAAUCUAAUAUUGAAAAAAUUUCCUGCUUUGUAGUUUGUACGGUUGAAAUAAUUCUGUAGCACUAGAUUGCCUUGUUUGGGAUAUGAGUGACUUCAGUUUUACAUGAGUGAUAUAUUAAUUUCUUUUGUACUCAUUGUUGAAGUCUUAGUUGUUGAAUGACUUCAGUUUUA
Nicotiana tabacum (common tobacco) is the source of this 1657-nucleotide messenger RNA. RefSeq names its product UDP-glycosyltransferase 91C1-like. The record is from RefSeq and is a predicted model, not a curated record. NCBI's taxonomy places the organism in Eukaryota, Viridiplantae, Streptophyta, Magnoliopsida, Solanales, Solanaceae. Gene Ontology annotation, molecular function: UDP-glucosyltransferase activity.